AUCACUCGUUGGAAGAUAAACGGCGGAUGCAGAGGUUAUUAUGACAAUCUUGACAGUAUGGAAUAUUUUUUUAUGAACGUAUGCGAUGCUUCGUGCGGAAGGCGGGAAGCUCUUGCUCCCCGCCUGCAAUCCGAAGUAAUUGAGUCGUGCUGAAUUGAAGUCUUUCUGAGUUUGCCAGUAGAGGAGAUUAUACGCAAAGCCUGUAUUUGACGACUGGAACGCUCUCGGCAACUGGCCACAGCAGAACACGUGGUCCAGAUGAUAAGUGCAGACAUUCUGUCGAAGUAGACUAGCUGUAUUGGUAAUCCUUUUCACUGUAUUGGAUUGUCCAGUUUCCGGGUCGACCCACUGGGCACAAAGAAAAUAUCGUUGAUUUCGAUAGGAAAUUUCUGGUGCUGAUAGUGCGUAGACUUCUCGUCUUUGGAAGACAGAGUAAACUGGAAGGCAGGAGAGCAAGUUUCAAGAUAUUGAUUGUUUCUGCGCUUCUCACCUUCAACUCGCCUGUCUACCCAUUUUGUCUCAAUCUCAGAAAGAGACAUAAAGCCGGAAAACAUUCUUCUGGACAAGAAUUACGACGCAAAGAUUGCCGACUUUGGACUCGUCCGGCCCGCUAAUGAUUCAAAUCACACUCUAUUCACCAUGAACAUUGGAGGAACGAGGGGCUACUUUUCACCAGAGUAUGCACUAGAAGGCGUCGUUUCCGAGAAACUGGAUGUGUAUAGCUUUGGUGUUGUCUUGCUGGAUAUCGUUGCUGGAAGACCGUGCAUCGAUCUGAAGUUGCCACAGGAACAAAGUAUUCUACGCUCCUGGGCUAUAACGUUGUACACGGAAGGCAAGGUUUUGAACUUGGUCGAUAAAAGACUGGAGGGCAAUUACGACGAAGAAGAAGUCAUGCUCGUGGUGGACAUGGCUCUAUCUUGUCUGCAAACACAUCCCAAGAAACGCGCAACGAUGUCUCAACUGGUGAACGUUCUCAUGAAGAACUCAAAUGCAAGUGUAGCUGUGGACAUCGUCAACGAGUUAAAAAUCCAGACACCAAACUUGUUGAGCAUACCAGAGGACCAACACUACGUGGACACCUAUCCUAGUAGACAAGGCGUUCAAGGAGAAUCAGUCGAACAUGCUUUAAUGUCAUCAUUUGCCACCGAUUCACAAGCCUCGGUUAUGGUGCCUCGAUAGUGCGUACGUGAGCUCAUGCAGUAUCUCAAGUUCCUAGAUUAGGUCUUCAGUACCCUAUGUUCUCUUCCAGAUAUCUCAAUUGAGAUCACCUUUGCGUGUGCCCUUGAGCCACUGACGUAGGGAGAUCAGUGAUUACCUUGAACAAGAGUUCAUUUAUGCUCCGUCUAAUUUCAAGCAACUGUAUUCCGAUCGUGAGUUAUACAAGGGUCACAUACUUUAUUACUCUAUGUAAUUUCAAGCAUCUGCAUAACGUAUUCGUAAAACUUGCUAGUUAGAUUAGUUAGUUGCUAGUUGCUAGCUAGCUACUACUUUUCAAUUUAGAUUCUGGAUUGAACACUGCCUCAUAUAGAAACCUGACUGAUGCAUGAGAGGAAAAGUAUAAAUCUGAAAUUAGAAAUUUUAAUGUGAACUGAUUAGCAUUUUUAAAGUCUUCAAAUAUGAAUGCAUGAGUCAUCAUUGUAGUCAUUCUUGACCAUGAAAAGACUCCACUCUGGAUGGCAAUAAAUACUUAUUAAAACUCC
Molecule: messenger RNA, 1700 nt
Organism: Marchantia polymorpha subsp. ruderalis
Lineage: Eukaryota; Viridiplantae; Streptophyta; Marchantiopsida; Marchantiales; Marchantiaceae
Source: the annotation of a GenBank genome assembly